AUGUCCGCAGCAACUAGUCCGCACCCUUCGCGUGCGGCCAGUCCGACGCCAGGGCGCGAGUUCAGUACCGAGAGCUACUUCAAUACCCAGAGACCGCCGGCCAGGCUCGAGGUGCAGACUGAGGCGAUGCGGUCGUUUGUGCAGAAGUGGGAUGGCAAGAGGCGCGUCGUUCUUGUUACUUCUGGCGGCACCACCGUCCCCCUCGAAUCCAACACCGUGCGCUUCCUUGACAACUUUAGUGCUGGUACCCGCGGCGCCACGUCAGCCGAGUACUUUCUGAGUGCCGGCUACGCCGUCGUGUUCAUGCACCGACUGCACUCUCUCCGCCCAUUCAGCCGACACUAUUCGCACAGCCUAAACCCGUUCCUGGAUCUCUUGACAAUUUCUGGCGACAGCGUCGUCGCGACUCCGGAACAGGCAAAGCACCUCCUCCCCGUGCUUAGGGCGUAUAAUAGGGCUCACGAUGAGGGGACAAUGCUAAGUAUCGACUUCCAGACCGUUAACGAUUACCUGUGGCUUCUGAGGGCAGCGGGGCAGGUUAUGGCGCCGCUGGAGCGCAGAGGCAUGUUUUACCUCGCGGCAGCGGUUUCGGAUUUCUUCUUGCCCGACGACAAGGUGGCCGAGCACAAGAUCCAGAGCGCCAAGGGAUCGCUGCACCUCGAAAUGGACCAGGUGCCCAAGGUCCUACGCCCGCUCGUGCAGGAGUGGACGCCCGAGGGUUACAUUGUCAGCUUCAAGCUCGAAACCGACGACAACUUCCUCAUCCCCAAAGCGCGCGCUGCCCUUGCGCGGUACGGGCACCAGCUCGUGAUCGGCAACGAGCUCCACACGCGCAAGUAUCGUGUGGUCUUCGUCGAGCGGGCCAUCACUCCACCCGCGUCCGGAAAGGAAGGAUAUUUUACGGGCGGGGUACGCGGGCUGGUCGAUAAGCGGAUCACUGGGGCCAUGACGCCGCCGCUGCGCGGCGCGCAGACUCCUGGUGGCGGGGCGUACGAGGAGACGUGGCUUGAGCUGGAUCAGCUCAAUGGCGGCGAUAAGGAAAAGGAGAUUGAAGAGUACAUUAUUGGCGAGCUGGUCGCGCGGCAUGAGGCGUGGAUCGCCGCUAAGAAGUAG
Molecule: messenger RNA, 1113 nt
Organism: Cutaneotrichosporon cavernicola
Lineage: Eukaryota; Fungi; Basidiomycota; Tremellomycetes; Trichosporonales; Trichosporonaceae
Gene: CAB2
Exons: 4
Coding region: 1-1113 (370 amino acids)
Biological process (GO): coenzyme A biosynthetic process
Cellular component (GO): cytoplasm; nucleus
Molecular function (GO): phosphopantothenate--cysteine ligase activity
Source: RefSeq, a predicted model, not a curated record